AUGUAUCUCUCAUCGAUCCUGCCCCUCGUCUCGCUGGCCACUCUCGCCUUCUCCAGCCCAACAAUUCAUAACAACAAACUCGAAUCGAGAGACGUCCCCUCCGGCGCGUUUGCUCCCUCAAGCAAUGGCCAAUGGAUACCAGCCAGCACACCAGCACCCACACACCAAAGACUGGGCCAUGCAAUCGUGCAAAACAACUGCCAUUUCCCCAUCUACAUCUGGUCCGUGGCCUCUACGGUCUUACCCGUGCGAACCAUCCUCCCGAACGACCAAUAUAGGGAGCUCUUCCGCGAGAAUCCCGACACUGGUGGCAUCGCAGUCAAGAUCAGCACCAACCGCGAUGGGCUGUACACCAGUGCCCCGCAGAUGAUCUUUGCGUACAACCUUUCCUCUUCAAAAGAACAGGGUCAGAGACAGGAUAAAGUGUGGUAUGAUCUCUCCGAUGUCUUUGGUGAUCCGUUUGUGGGGUACACGGUGACUCUUAGACCUGCUGAGCCGGCCAUUUGCUGGAGAGCCGGGGUUCCACCUGCUGGGAGUCAAGUGAGGGUUGUUGAUUCUUCGACGGAUUUGGUCUUGUCGCUGUGUGGAGACCUGUAG
Molecule: messenger RNA, 597 nt
Organism: Penicillium coprophilum
Lineage: Eukaryota; Fungi; Ascomycota; Eurotiomycetes; Eurotiales; Aspergillaceae
Product: Bys1 family protein
Exons: 1
Coding region: 1-597 (198 amino acids)
Source: RefSeq, a predicted model, not a curated record